Molecule: messenger RNA, 321 nt
Organism: Kuraishia capsulata CBS 1993
Lineage: Eukaryota; Fungi; Ascomycota; Pichiomycetes; Pichiales; Pichiaceae
Exons: 1
Coding region: 1-321 (106 amino acids)
Source: RefSeq, a predicted model, not a curated record
AUGUCCUGGGAGCAAUCGACCUUUAGCUUUUCACCCAGAUCCAGAGGGUGCUAUCUCGUUACUGAAGAGGUUUUGAAGAAUUUGCCUCAAAUCAAGUCUUACAAGGUUGGCAUGGUUAACUUGUUUCUCCAACACACAAGUGCAGCUCUCACGUUGAACGAGAAUUGGGACCCAGAUGUGAGAACUGACAUGACUACAGCUGUUAACCGAAUUGUUCCUGAGGAUGCCGAGUAUAUCCACACCGACGAGGGAUCUGACGACAUGCCUGGUCAUGUGAAGUCUUCUUGUAAGUUUAUGUCGCAGUACAUUUCGAAGCCGUAA